Messenger RNA from Epinephelus fuscoguttatus (brown-marbled grouper), 3035 nucleotides. It is a transcript of the gene pou2f2b, whose product is annotated as POU class 2 homeobox 2a. NCBI's taxonomy places the organism in Eukaryota, Metazoa, Chordata, Actinopteri, Perciformes, Serranidae. Gene Ontology annotation, molecular function: DNA-binding transcription factor activity, RNA polymerase II-specific; RNA polymerase II cis-regulatory region sequence-specific DNA binding. Gene Ontology annotation, biological process: regulation of transcription by RNA polymerase II. The record is from RefSeq and is a predicted model, not a curated record. Gene Ontology annotation, cellular component: nucleus. The coding region runs from base 70 to 2388 and encodes 772 amino acids. The transcript has 15 exons.
GUGGGAGAGGGAGAGUUUUUUCUUUACGUAGCGCGCCGCGCACACACACCCUCUCACACAGACACAGAUAUGACCAAGACAGCAGCAAUAGCAGCAAAGGACUUCUCCAGUAUGUGGUUGCCAGAUAUCAGGAUGUCAAAGCCAGUAGAGGUUGAGAAAGUAGGGGCUGACUCACCCUUGGAGGGCACAGAUUCAGAGCGGAAUGGACCUGAAUCAAAUCACCAGGCUCAGUCAAUGAAAGUCAACCCCUUUCCCCUUUCACCCACCCUGAGCAGCAGCAAGACUAAGAUGGAGGAAUGUGGUGAGAUGUCCCCGGCCCUUCCUCUUUCUCACGGCCCGACCCCUUCACAGACGGCCCUGCAACAUACACAGCUCAUGCUGACCGGCUCCCAGCUAGCAGGGUUGACAGCACUGUUGCCAGCACAGCAACAGUUGUUGCUGCAGCAGGCUCAAGCGCAGCUCCUGGCUGCAGCUGUGCAGCAGUCCAGUGCAGCUCACGCCGCUCAUGCUGCCCACGCAGCUGCCCAAGCCAAUCAGCAAGCUCAGGCAGCCGCAGCAGCAGCAGCAGCAAAUCAGCAAGCCCAGCAGCAGCAGCAACAGCAGCAGCAGCAUCAGGCGGGACAAACAGGGCAGCAGGCCCAGUCGCAGUCCCAGGGGCAGGGACAGAGCACACAGGAACAGACAGCCCAAAGUGUCCCCGUCCCACCUCCUCCACCCCAGCUCACCCUCUCCCAGCCAAUCCAGCUUACCGCCCAGGACAUCCAGCAGUUGCUGCAGCUCCAGCAGUUGGUGUUGGUGCCCGGCCACUCGCUCCCAUCUCCUGCCCAGUUCCUCCUCCCACCGGCACAGCAGGGCCAGCAAGGACUCCUAUCAACACCAAAUCUCAUUUCGCUACCUCAGCAAAACCAAGGGAGCCUGCUGUCUGCUCCAAAUAGAAUGGGACUCCAAGCACAGGUACGAGAAAACUUUGAAGCUUUAGUCAGUGGAAAAGAAAACACAGCCUCUGCACCAGCGAUAAACAAACACUUCUGUUUCUCCCUCUUCGUUCUCACUUUCAUUCCUCUGACGUUGCACCUGCCACAGCGAGAUAAGAGUGUGGAGGUGAGCGGUGUGACCACAGUGCCCUCAGUGACCUCUCACCCCGAGGAGCCCAGUGACCUGGAGGAGCUGGAACAGUUCGCCCGCACUUUCAAACAGAGACGCAUCAAACUGGGCUUCACACAGGGAGAUGUUGGUUUGGCCAUGGGGAAGCUGUAUGGCAAUGACUUCAGUCAGACCACAAUCUCUCGCUUUGAAGCCCUCAACCUGAGCUUUAAGAACAUGUGCAAGCUGAAGCCACUGCUGGAGAAGUGGCUCAAUGAUGCAGAGACCAUGUCCAUAGAUAGUACCCUGCCCAGCCCCAGCUCCCUGUCCUCUCCCACUUUGGGCUUCGAUGGGGUUCCUGGUCGCCGCAGAAAGAAGAGAACCAGCAUCGAGACGAAUGUACGCGUGGCCCUGGAACGCGCAUUCAUGACGAACCAGAAGCCUACCUCAGAAGAGAUCCUGCUGAUCGCAGAGCAGCUCAACAUGGAGAAGGAGGUGAUCCGGGUCUGGUUCUGCAACCGCCGGCAGAAAGAGAAACGCAUCAAUCCCUCCAGUGCCACCCCUCCCCUGCCCAGCCAGCCCCCCACUGCCCCACCAACGCACAAACCACCCUGCUACAGCCCUCACAUGAUGUCCAGCCAGCUGUCGCAGGCCGUGACCAGUCUCAGCACAACAGUGACCACCAUGUCCCCCGUCUGCCCCCUGACUUCCAGCCUCACCUCCACCCACCCCUCCCUCAGCUCCGCACCCUCCCCAGUGACUCCUCCUCCUCCUCCCCGCAGCACGGCCAGCCCAGCCACUCCCAGCCACAGCACACUCAACCUUAACACAGGCUUAUGGCGUAUGGGUAAAAAGAAUGGUGACGUGUCUAACUACAUCACCGAUUUUGCUGCAAACUUGAGGAACACUGUGAUGGGAGUUAACACAGGGAUGAACCAAGCCCUCCUCGGUAACAAUCCCCUGGCCACUAUCCAAGCCCUAGCAGCCAGUGGUGGCCAGCUGCCUCUUUCCAGUCUUGAGGGGGCCAGUAAGGUGAUGCUGGGGGCCUCUGGGGGCCAGGCAGGGGGCCUCCCCUCCUCCCUCUUCCUCAACCACCCCGCCCUCCUCCACAUGGGCCAGAACCCCGGUGCCGGAAUGGUCAGCGCCGCUGUAGCCAAAGCCUCCCAGGCCUCCCCCUUCCCCUCGGCCAGCAGCAUCAGCCCCACCCCCUGCUCCCCUUCCCCCUGCUCCAGUCCCGCCUCUUCCUGCUCCUCCAGCGAAAUGGCACACAGCCCGCCCUCUCUGGGCGGGGCCAAGAUUGAGUGACCGCGCCAAGGGCCAAUCAGAGAGGAGGAGGGAGAAGGAAACGAGAACCUCGCCUUUCACACCAAAGCUAUCUCUUUCUCUCUCUUGCGCUCUUCUUCCGUUAUUUUUCUCACAAUGGCUCUCUCUCUCUUUCUCUCCCAGUCUUUCGAUGCCAAAAAUACACAGAAUGAAAGAGGAGAGAGGGAGGGAGAGAAGUGAAGGAGGGGAGAAGGGGGGGGAAAGGGGAAGAUUGAAACCAAAAAUCUUUAUCUAUCCAAACCGGUGGAGAGGAGGCAACGUGGGACCUUUUUGUCAAUAACACGUGAUAUCGACAUGGCGCCUCUGCACUCUUUCUCUCUGAGGGAAAACAAACCAAUGACUCUUUAACAAAGAGACGGAAGAGACGGCGGAGAAGCAUGUCGAAGUGAAUAAACCAAAAAUGACAAAAGAUAACUUUACUAUGUGACAAAGGAAUGGCGGCAAGGACAAAAAAAAUGGAGAGGAGGACUGUGCUUACGUUUUCCCUUUUUUUAAAUUAUUUUCGAAAAGCUGCGGGUCUGAAGGAAGAGGAGUAGGGAGGAUAAGUUUAAACCAAAAAUUUACCUGAGGAGGAGGCGGAGGAGGAAUACACAAUGACAAAAAAAAAAAAAAAAAAAAAAAAACGACAA